GAAAGUCCAAAAAAUAUCGGGAGAUGGACCGUAUGGACCGUAUCCGAAGCGGAGGGUUCAACAUAUAUACCCUGUAUUGCGAGAGGAGGAUGCUCUGGUUCUCUGAGGAAGAUCAAAAUGGAAGUGUCUCUCUAGCUUCAUUUGUUGAUCCAAGUCCAUUUUUUGGAUGCUAAAGAUGGAUCAUCCCAAAGAAAUUCAGCUUAAUGUUACAGGUGCUGUUUCAGCUCAAGGCUCCCUCUCCCCCAAAGAUCCAACCGCCAGUAACUACCGCUUACCUUCAAAUCCAACCCCAACAAAUCCCAUCUUCCAGCAAAGCUGGAAAUGGUGGCUCAUGGUCGCCGUCGAAGUCGUAUGGGUGCUUGCCGGCCAGACCGUCGCCACCCUCCUCGGCCGCCUCUACUUCAACGAAGGCGGCAACAGCAAGUGGACGGCCACCCUCGUCCAAUCUGCUGGAGCCCCUCUCCUCCUCGUCCCCCUCUGCCUUUCUCGCUACUUCACUAAAGCUUCGCCCCUCGCCCGACCACCGCUACACAAACUCGCCAUUGUUUACAUUUCCAUCGGCCUUCUCAUAGGCGGCGAUAACUUGAUGUACUCCUACGGCCUCCUAUACCUCCCGGUCUCAACCUACUCCCUCAUCUGCGCAACUCAACUUGCGUUCAAUGCAAUCUUCUCCUACUUUCUGAACUCGCAGAAGUUCACUAUUUUGAUAUUCAACUCUGUCGUCCUCCUGACCUUUUCCGCAGCCCUCCUCGGGGUCGGCUCCGACUCCAGUGGUUCACCGGGAGAAAAGUAUGCAGUAGGGUUCGUGGUCACCCUUGGCGCCUCAGGCACCUUCUCUCUCAUCCUUUCCUUGAUGCAGCUCAGCUUCGAGAAGGUGAUAAAGAUGGAGACUUAUCUCGUCGUGCUGGAGAUGCAGAUGUGCACGAAUGUCGUGGCGGCUGUUGUUUCGGUGGUGGGGCUCUUCGGCAGCGGAGAGUGGAGGACCUUAGGGCAAGAGAUGGACAACUAUCAGAAAGGGAAGGUUUCUUAUCUAAUGACAUUGAUAUGGACAGCAAUAAGUUGGCAGGUGUCUUCUGUGGGGAUGUUGGGGUUGAUCUUUGCGGUGUCGUCGCUGUUCUCUAAUGUCGUGAGCACGGUGGCGCUUCCGUUGGUGCCGAUCUUUGCAGUGAUCUUCUUCCAUGAUAAGAUGGAUGGGGUGAAGGUGGUGGCCAUGCUGAUUGCCGUAUGGGGUUUCCUUUCCUAUAUCUAUCAACAUUAUCUUGACGAUCUGAGAGCCAAGAAGCUUGCAAAGAAAAGCAGUGGGAGGGCAACCAAUGGGUCUGUCACUUCACCAUGAAAUUGGUAUUAUGGGAUGUAAGUUUAAAAUGUUUGGGAAACUAAGUAGGGAGAUUUAUUUGCUUGUAUAAUUAAUUAAUUACAUAAAGAAGGCAAGAGGAGUUUACAUGAA
Ananas comosus (pineapple) is the source of this 1447-nucleotide messenger RNA. RefSeq names its product probable purine permease 11. The transcript has 2 exons. Bases 167 to 1336 code for a protein of 389 amino acids. NCBI's taxonomy places the organism in Eukaryota, Viridiplantae, Streptophyta, Magnoliopsida, Poales, Bromeliaceae. The record is from RefSeq and is a predicted model, not a curated record. Gene Ontology annotation, cellular component: membrane. Gene Ontology annotation, molecular function: purine nucleoside transmembrane transporter activity.